Messenger RNA from Plasmodium gonderi, 10605 nucleotides. RefSeq lists its product as hypothetical. Bases 1 to 10605 code for a protein of 3534 amino acids. Lineage: Eukaryota; Apicomplexa; Aconoidasida; Haemosporida; Plasmodiidae. The transcript has 3 exons. The record is from RefSeq and is a predicted model, not a curated record.
AUGAAGAACCCAUACCUGUCAAACAAGAAAAUCUAUGAACUGCUGUAUACAAAGAGUUAUAAAGGGCACGAGAAGGAAAUUAAAGAAGUGUUCGAAAGGAGAUACUCCAAAUUGCUGACGUACCUAAGUGAGAACAAUAAGAAUCACGAAAUUAUUUCAAUUAAACUUCAACAGUUCAUUAAUCAUAAUUUAAGCUUCAACGAUUCCAAGUCCUACUUUUUUGGAUUCUCCAAAGAAUUACUGGUACAUUGUAUGAAGGUGUAUUUUUAUGACGAAUUUUGUUCAGGCACGAAUUGUAGAAAUUUAUCAUCUGGCAAAACUGGAUUGGGCGAUGAUGGUGGAGUGGGCACUGACGAUGGUAGCGACAAUGGAAGUGACGAUGACAGUGACGAUGACAGUGAUGAUGACAGUGACGAUGAUGAAGAGGGCAAGGUGAAGAAGAUGAAAAUUUCCUCCAGACUACAGACAAAUUCAAUAGGAAAGGUGCAUUUGACAAAAUAUGACGAUACUGAGGAUGAGGAAACUUGGGAAAAAUUUCUUUUUGACGAAAUAAAAAAGAAGGCAGAAGAGUUUGAUAUGAAAAAAUUACACGAUAUAUACUGUGAUGAAUAUUUUUAUAUUUUCAAAAAUAUCCUGCACGUUUUGAAAGAGUGUGAAAUAUUUUACGCAUAUUUAAAUUACAAAGCUGAAGAUUUUACAUAUGAAAAGAAUUUUGUUUACACUUUGUUUGAUGUGAUAGAAAGCAAAUUAAAUAUUCAUCAAUUGUUGCAAAUAUAUUUCGACACGUACAAGGACGCAAAUAAUUAUUUCGAACUUAUAAAAACAACAAAUGUAGAAAACAGAACAUGGGUAUACAAAUAUCUACUUCUUUUUCUUAAUGUGCAAAUAUGCUGUAUUAAUAUAUUUUUUUAUAUCCAAUUAAGAUUAAAUAUAUUUUCAAAAUUUAAUUUGAAGCCCUUCUUGAACAUUUUUUUAUCAUUUUCCCCUAUGGAUGAUCAGUGUGAUGUUAAUCAUUCAUACACAGACAUUGUUACAAGUACCCUUCAACAGAAGGAAUAUUCCAUUAUUUUUUUCAUUUCUUCAUUAAGCAAAUUAUUAACAUGGGAUGAUAUUGUUAAAUAUGUAAAAUACCCGUCUGGUGUUAAUUCCUCCACAUCAGCUAUUUUAAUGAAAUUUUUUUUUCUCUUUAAAGAAGAAAAUAAAUGGAAGAAUUAUGAAGAAAACAUAUGUAUGGUAGCACAGUGUUUACCAUAUCUGGAUGAAAUAAUUAACAGAUUCUCCUUUAUGCAGGAUAAUUGUGUGUAUAAGAAAAUCAUUUUGCAUGUUCUCAACGCAGCUUUGUGUACUGACCAGGAUAAGGAAAGCGCUUUGCAUUUUGUCGAUCAUGUGGACUUUGGAAAUAGCAACAGUAACAGUAACAGCAACUGUAACAGUAACUGUAACAGUAAUGGUUGCCCUGAUAACAUGGAAGAGUAUGGAAGUGGUGCUCAAGCCUUCGAAGCAGAAACAAAAUGUUCAGGGGCAGGUCCGAGUAACCAUCAGCAAUACUAUAAUCGAAAAGAAAAAAAGAACAUAAUAGGGAUGCGAACAAUGAGAAAUGAUGAUUUUUCCUGUACAAAUCAUAACAUAUAUGAGAAAAAUACAAAUGAAAGAAAAGUUCGUCAUGAAGAAUGUAUUGGCCCAAUGUCAGAACGUGAUUUAAACUUCUCUUUGAUAAAGAACAUGAAAAAACAUAUCGAAAAAAAAGAAUUUUUCAAAAAAACAAUUGACUUGAAAUUAUUUCUUAAGGUUUGCAUAUGUCUUUACAGUAAAGAUGAUUAUAUUUUAUUUACACAUGACAUAAUGAAAGAAGGAAGAAAUAUCAACUUGUGUAUUGAAUACUUACAGGAAGACGAUUUUCAGUUUGACAUGUACACACAGAAGUAUUUUUUUUACGAUUUUAAUUAUAGAAGUACUGAAAUUGUUACAAAUGUGGAAGAGAAAAAGAAGAUCGUACCAUCAUAUAUCUCUAUUGAAAGCAAAAAUAUCUUAUUAGAAAUUUCAUCUUUCUUUUUUUCGUAUGAUUAUUUGAAAAUAUACAGUAUGAAACAAAGGAAAAGGGGAAAAAAUUAUAGUGGAGAAAGACCACCAUCUCCACCUUCUGAUAGUAAUGAUGAGGAUAAUUCCAUUUAUCAUCCAAUAAUUUUGCAGAAUGUUAAUCGAUUGCUAUUAGAAUUAUUUUGUAACAAGAUUGGUUACACAUGUGUGGACAAUCUUAUCAUAUUCAACCACAAUUUAUUAUCUAUAUACAGGAUUUUGAAAGCAUUAAUCGGAACGAGUGCAAACUUGAUAAGUUUCAAAGAAGUGGUAAAGACAGUUGAUACAAUUUCGAAAAAAAAUCAGAACAAAAUGGUUGUUAAUAUAACAGAAGAGUAUACAGUGACAACUUUGGAAAAUUCUUUAUAUUACAAAAUUUGUGAAAUGUUAAAAAAGAAAAAUUUAGAUAAGAAUAAUGUGUAUAUUACUUAUAUCGAGUAUUACUACAUAUUACUAGAUUUUUAUUGUAAAUAUAUUUAUAAUAAUUUUGUGAAGAAUAGAAGAAAAGAUUUUUUGGAAGAUAAUUUUUUUUUUGAGAAAUUUCAGUAUAUUAUUCACUUCUUUUGUAAAAUAUUAAAAAUAAAUAAGUGUUUUCAUAUGCUUAUUGAAAUUAAAAUAAAUAAUUAUUUCAGAUUGGGAUAUGACAUAUUUAACAGUUUCGUUAGUUUAUUUACGUAUCUUUUUUUUCUUUCUUUAAAAUAUGAAGAACUGAAAUCCCUAAAUUAUGAAAUAACUAGCUGCUUAUUAUUUUUAUUAAAGAAAGUAAAUAUUAAUAAGCUCAAUGCAUACAUAUUUCAAAUUUUCUCUUACAUUGAAUAUGAAGAAUUGUUGAGAAAAGAGAAAGGAAAUGUUGCACAUGGGAGGCAGAGAAAUAUGUUUAGUUCUUCUGAUAGAGAUAAUACAAACACGAACAAUAAUAACAAUGAAGAUGGAGAAUUGCAUGACGAAUACUUGAUUAGUGCUGAGAUACCAUUUGCUACAAAUAUCGAAACGGACAUUUAUCUUACCUCAAAUGUGAACUACAAUAAUCUUACGAAUUUUAAGUAUGAAAAGGACCAAAUGGACGUCAAAGAGAAUUUUAGAAUCGACAUUUCCUUCUUGAAAAUUUUUAUUUUGAUGAACGAGGUGCGCAAGGUAGACUUGGUUGCCUCCGGGUGUCUCCCUGAAUUUUCCAACCAGUUUGACUCAAACGAUGGGGACCAUAGUGGGAGAAGCGGGAGAAGCGGGAGAAUUGAGGAAAGUGAUCAAAGUGGUAGAAGUGAGGAAAGUGAUCGAAGUGGUAGAAGUGAGGAAAGUGAUCGAAGUGAUAGACGUGAUCGAAGUGGGAGAAGCAACUCUCCCCCGUCUUCUAAUCUUAACAAGAGCUGCAGGAGCCAUUUGAGGGAUAGAGGAUUUCACCCAUGUGGAAUCGAAUACAUUACAGAAGAUAUCAGCAUGGAAGACAUUUGCAUUAUCACACUCAUGCAAUUGUUCGAAGUAGACGGUCAUAAGAUGAGCUUUAUAAGUGAUUUACUUAGAGUGUACGAAGAAGAAAAAAGGAAAAAAAUAUAUGGAUUAACAGAAAUAAUACUAAAGAUAUUUCAAAAAAUCAUAAAAAGAAAAAGCAGUAAUUAUUUCCAUCUAGACAUGUAUAAAUCUUUUCAAAUAAAAGUGUUACAGAUGCUGGAGUGCGUGAAUAUUUUAGAAAAUAAGUGGGUCAUAUGGAUAUUUCAAAAUUGUGAUAAUAUAUUUAAAAGAGAAAAAGAUAUUGAUAUAAAAAAAAUUGUGAAGCUCUUUUUUAUUUCUUUUUAUAAAUUUUUAAAAAAUUAUUUUUUACAAAUAAAUAAUUUUCUUGAAAAUAAAAAAGUAUACAACAGUAACAACAGUUUCGACGAUUUUUAUUUUUUCCUUUUUUCAAAUUAUAUUAACAAGAUUUUUAUAGAAAAUUUUUCUUCUUCAUUUAUAUUUAAAUUAUCCAAAAUUUCUAUUCUUAAUUUGUCCUUAUCGAUAGUGAAUUAUAUGAUGAAAAUGACUAAAAGUGUGAAUGUGCACAUGUUAAAAAAUUUGUAUAUAGAACUGAGUACUGCAAUUUCUAUGAGUUCUAUUACAUCAUUAAAUUUACAAUCAAGCAGUGAACAAAUAUACAAUUCUCAACAGCAGAAACAGUUAGAAGGAGAAGAAUUACUAUUACUACCCUCUGAAGAGAAGAACCAGAAAAUCCCGAUUUCUAUGCAAAACGGGAAUAGGUAUGAAUCUGCCACUUUCAAUAACUUUAUGAAAAAUAUAAUUAUUAAUCACAAGACGUUGUUAAACAAGCCAGAAAUGUACAUAAAGAAAAGAGUUAACAUUUUUCAGAUUGGAAAAGACAUUAGGGAAGUGGCAACUAGUCGAUAUUCCAUGGAUUACUUGCAAGAUGUUUUGUUAUUAGAAAAGGGAGAAGAGAACCAUUCUUUGAAAAUGAUUGAUGAUAGUAAUAAUUGUUUCUCCAACAAAGUUGAGAAGGAGAAGAGGAACAUCUAUCAAAAUGGGUUCAGAAAUGAUGUUUACGCAGAUCAAAGCUACGGAAAAAACAACUUUCAGCCCGAUAUGAAACUAAACAAUUGCAAAAGGAAUGUUGAACAGCUUUUUUACACAUCCACAGUAAACUACAACAUGUACAAUUCUUCAAUUAAUGGAAAUUCCAUAAAUCAAAAUUCAGCAUUUGAAAAGGAAGAAGAAGGAGAACAACAACAGCAACAACAACAACAACAACAACAUCCCAUGGCAAGAUACAGUUUGAUAUUUUUUAAAUUUUUCUAUCAUAUAAAAAAUAUGCUGAACAUUGUAUUGCAAAACAAUUAUGUUUUUUUUUUAAGCGACUUUUUGCUUAUGCAUUAUGAACACUCAGAUAAAAAACAUAAUUUUUUUAAAUACAACAUGAACAAGUCAGAUGAAUAUUACUCCAUUUUUAAUGUCUUUAUCAAUGAAUACAAUAUGAACUAUUACAAGAAUAAGCACAAUCUUUUUAUAUCUAUAAACACAAAAAAUCCAAAUUUUAGAAAAUUGAAUGCACAAGUAGUGAAUCGCACUUUGCUUCUAUACGCCCUUUUGUUGGACAGCUGUUGCAAGUUCUCUUUUUUGAAAGAAGUUAAUAAUAUAUCUACCAACAUAUCGAGUCAGAUUUUUUCACUUUUCGACACUUCACAUCUUAUCCUCAGUUUAUUUUCGAAAGUUUCUCUGAGUGUGAUUCCAAAGAACGAUAUGGUGAGCCAAGCUAUUAAUAAUGACAUCCUAAGCAUAGAAAAAAAACAAGCAGAAGAAAAAAGAGAAAAUUUGAAUAUAUCGUUAUUAUAUUUUCUAACUUACAACUACAAGAAUAUAUGCAACUUUUAUUUGAAACUAAAUCAGUACUUUAAGGUUAAUGAAUUUAAUAAUAUGUAUUUUCUUUGUAAAUAUAGCCAAGGGUUUCUUCCACUUUCUAAGAUUCUGAACAUGUUCAUGCAGAAGCUGCUAUUUUGUUUACGUAAAGUCAAUCAAAUAAACUUACUUAACAUCAAAUUGAUUUUCACAAAAAAAGCAUUCGAAGUGCUCAAAAUUUUGUAUGCAUUUAUAAAAGAUAACGAUUUGAUAAGUUGGAGGAUAUACAAAAAUUUAUUUAACACACUCUUGUGUAUAAUCAAGAGAUAUAUCAAAAUUGACGUGGAACAUUCGUGUGAUGUAUCAUCGUUUGAGUUGUUGCAUUUACGGAUUCUGAAUUUAGCCCUACACUUCAUAAAUGUGAUCUAUUUUAACCUAACCCAGGUGGUAGGACGUAAUAACACGAGUAUUCAAUCUGCUGAGAAGAUUAACAAUGAUAUGAAGAAUACUGACGAUGUGAAGAACAUCCAGCAAGAGAACGAUCGAGGAAGGGACGAAUCAAAAAAGGAAAUUAGCAAGGAAGAACUGAAAGUCAUUCGAAAGAAAAGGGCAUUCUGGAAAUACAUAAAAAAACUUCUGAACAUGUUCACGCGAAAGCUAAAAAGAAAUACACUGAAUUUCGUGUUCGCAAGAAACAACCAUUUAUAUAACAAAGAAGAGAAGAAAGAAUUGAUAAAUUAUAUGUAUAACUUGAACAUAAUGUGCGAACUGUUCGAUUUGAUAAUAAAAGGAGUAUACACAAAAGAGAGUCGAAUGUACAAAUUGAUUAUCAGGAUUUGCUAUGAUCCAAGUAUUUGUAACAUUUUCUUCACGAUUAAUUUUGACAAUAUGAAUGAAAUGAUUAAUACAUACUUAGAUUUGCAUAAAAAAAAUAUGGAUAAUUCAGAAAAUAUAAAAGAUCUCUUAGCGAACAAUAAGAAUGUCCAUGUAAAAAAACACGGAUUCAUAAAUGAUGAUUCGUUAAUUCAAAAUAUCAUAGAUGUAUUGAAUGAAAAAAAAAUAAAUUAUAAAUAUGUACUUAACUUGAGUGAAGACAAAGCAUAUUCGCAACAUGGAAAUAAUACAAUUUUUGAAGAAACUCAAAAUUCUAUAUCUGUUAAAAAUUUGAUUCAAAAAAAAAUCGAAUUGUUAGAUUCUGGUUAUGUAUGUAAUAAAUUUUUUCAAGGAAAAUCGAAAAGAUAUGGAAAAAAAAACUUUCUCUUUGAUAUUAAAAAUUAUCUGUAUUGUAUGAAUGCAUAUGGUUCUGUUAGAACUGGGCAGGAAAAGUUUCACGAGAACGACUUGUUUUUUUCAGAUGUGAGAAGAAGAACCCUUUUUGAUUUCGAUUUUCCACUAACCACUGUUUCAUCUCUGAUUGAUGAAAGAAGAAUACACAAUCAGAGGGGAAAGGACCAAGGACGGUGGGGUGGUGGGGUGGUAGUACUUAACAAUGCUGUAAGACGAGAUCCUUUGAAUGAAUACAAAUCUGGAGAAAUGCUGAAAAAAAAAAUAGAUUCAAGUAUUAUGAACAACAUAGAUACAAUUUUGUUAGACGAAGAAAAUCAGAACCAUUAUAAUUCCACAGAAGGAGAAGGAAAAAGUACAAACAAAGCAGAAAAGAUUGACAAAUCUAAGGAUGAAAAAAGUGCACAUUCUUCACUCGGAUUUAUCAAUGAUACAAAUACAUUAUCAGAAAAAAAUGAUUGGCUCUUCAGUGCAUAUUGCACAAGACAUUGGAUUGAUCCUUUAUUUCCUCCCAGUGAUGAACAUAUAGAAAAAAAAAAAAAAAAAAAAGAGAAGAAGAAAAAAAAAAUAAAUAAUACACACUAUUUUGGUAGUACUUUGAGCAACCCAUCCAACGUUUUCAUAUUUUCAAAACAUUUUAAGAACGAAAUAAAGUGCAUGAAAUAUAUUAACCUUACACAAAGCAUCUACGACAGUAAGAUACGGUUGUUACUGAUUUUGUAUAAAUUGGUGAUCAUAAUGAAACAUAAAAAUGUACUAAAUGAUGAAAUUUUUCAGAAGAAGGAAAAUCGAGCAUUACAGAAGAGAAACAUAUCUAGAACUUCCCCUUUUCUUUUUUUUGUUUAUGAAUCAUUGAUUACUUUCUUAGCUCCCUCGGUUCAAGUAAGCAAAAAUCCUCUUUUUUACAUUCUAGUUUCUAAUAUUUUGAUAAAUAUAUUGACAAUAGGAAGUUCUAGGAAUUGUAAGGGAGAAGCAAUCAUGGUGAACACACUUACUCGUGGUGAAUUGGAGAGACGAAACAAUGCUGACAAUUCAGAAGAAAAUGCAUCGAAAUAUGAACAACGCUCAUUUCAUUAUAAGAAACGAAGCAAUGAUAGAAGUUCCGUAAAACAAUCUCGUGAGGAGUUUAUGGAUGAAGGAGGAACAUGUUACUAUCAUCAAGGAAGUUUCUAUUGUAAUCUUUUUAUUCAUGAAUCAUUUAUGGCAAAUGCAAAAAACAAAAAAGAUCAUGUUUUCUUUGAAAUUUUGAAUAACAUAUCAAAGAAUGAAAUGCAAAAGUACUUAUUCUUAAAAAAUGAUAGAAAGGAGGAAAAAAGUUACAACCAGAAUAAUAUAGACAAAGAAAAAAAGAAUCACAAAUCGAAGCAUAUGAAGAACAAUUAUGAAAAAAAUUGUAUAGAUAAAAAUAGUUUAAUAUACAAUAUGCCGUUAGUUCUUUCUUUAUUUAUUAGAUGCAUCACAUUGCAUGUUCAGAAUUUUAAGUUUCAUCACAAAAAUUUUUAUUUUCUUAGAAAUUUCAACUCAUUAUAUGUACCCAGAUCGAUCCUGAAAUAUAUGUACCCAUCAAACUACUUUAACAUUAACUUAUUUGUCAAUUUGUUGGAACUUUUUUAUGUAACAAUUCGGAUUUACAAUAACUAUUUUAUAGAAUUAAACAGAAUGUGUUUCCAUAGAGAAAUGGUUACCUCGCAAAAGGGUGGAAAAUUUGAGGUGGUUCAGAAUCAGAGCAGGAGCAGAGGUAGGAGCGAGAACAGGAGCAUCAGUCCUGAGUCCUCAAAUGAAGGAGUGCCAAUCGAACAGGUGAAAAAUGAUAAGAAUUAUGGAGAAACUAAGGAGCACAAAGAAAUGUGCAAAUCGAGAGAAGAAAAAGAACAAGUUGAAGAAGAUGAGGAAAAUUUUAACAUUUAUAUAACAACGUUGAAGGAAAUUUUAAAGGAAUGCUACGAGACUCAUGAUAUGCACAUGAAAAAUCAAGAAAGUAAUAAUGUUAGAAAAUCGGAUUCGAUCGAACACAUUCUUCUGUACUUUUUAUACAAUAGAAUAAAUACUGUAUAUGACAUUUUUUAUAACUUUUUUUUUAAUUGUAUAAAGGGAGGAAAAAAAAAAAAAAACAUUUUCGAUAUAGUAAAUGUUUAUAUAUACAAAUUUUUAAAAAAUGAUAUAUACCAUCAUAUUAACAAAAUUAACCUAUUUUUGGAUUCAAAUGAAUACUACUAUUUUUACGUGAACACGUUAACUUUUAUGAUCUUGAAUAAGCACAUCUGUAUGUACAUAAUUAAGGGAGAUAUUUUGACAAAACUUAUAUAUGUUCCAGAUAUAUACCACUCCAUAUUUGACAAGAGCAAGACUUUUAGCGCUAUCUAUUACUUGAACCAUGAAAACCAAUAUAUUAGAAAUAAGAAUCAUAUAAUUUUCUGUUCCCUUAUAGUUCUAUUAAUUAAAAUGCUGUAUAUUUUUGUAAAAAAUGUGAAAGGUGGUAUCGGAUACUUUCCCUUUGAUUAUUUUAGAGAUCAUAACAUGGUUGAUUUCUUUAUGGAAAAGACUACAGAACAGGAGGAGCAGCACCCACGAGGAGGAGAAGGAAGUGGAAUUGAAAACACAGACGAAUUACAGUGUAGAGACGAAGAAGAAACAUAUGUAGAUCCUCAGAAUCAUGUAGUUUAUUCAAGCGAUUCAGAUUAUUCAGAUCGAAGGGUUCAUGUGGGGAGAAGUAGAGAGCAAAGGGAAAGAGAAACUGGAAGAGGUAGAAAGGAUGCACAGAACGUGCAAAAUGGGAUGAUCAGACGAAAUGGACAUGCCACCCACUCUGGCAAUGCUACCCAAUCUGGAAAUCCUGCCCGAGUGAGCAACGAAGCAGAGUUUUUUCUAGACUCCAUGUUAGACGUGAUAAACAAGUUUUCGGAUAGAAUCAAUUUCAUAUUUUUAAAAAUAGAAAAAAUUAACUGCCUAGCUAUUUUCGAAGAAUCCUAUUUAUAUGUGGAGCUACUUACAAAAAUAUCCUACUACUGCAACAUCUUCAAUAUUAACCAUAUACUCAUAUCAUUGAUGAAUAAAGGGGUAGAACACCACUUGUUUUAUAUCAAUCGAAUUCUCGAGAAGUUUAUAUAUGAGAAGGAGGUGAUAAUUGAUCCCUACAGUCCCUACGAAAUAACUGCAUCUACUAGUGAACCAAAUGAUAAGGGAAAAAAAAAUAGGAAAAAAAAUGAGCUAUCUUUGUUCACACAGAGAAUUCUAUACUUGUGCUACAAAUCUAUCUUGAACUACAACACUAUACUGCUUAACAUAAUACAGAACCCAUACUUCACUUACUCCUACUUUGUUGUGCAUCUAUACAUUCUGAUGCUGAAAUCUACGAGACUCGUCACGAACAUAAUUGAGCACUUUGGACGCAAAAACGCCACACUCAUUCGAACGAUAAAAACCAACUCGGGGCUGUCCUACGUACCCAUUUGUCUAGAUAUAGUAAACACUGUGAAAGAAAAAAAAAAAGAAAAAAUCCAUUACUCCAGAGGCACUGCCAAAUCAACCUUGAGCUGCUACCUAAGCGACAGUUAUUCAGGAAGCGAAGAUUCGAAUUAUUUAGGAGAGAUAGUUCAAUAUAACAGAUCGAUUGAUGAGUAUAUGAAUACAAAAAGGGUAUACAAAAAUGAUUACAUGUUUAAUUUUCUUCCAGAAAUGGUAGAAUUAAAAACGUAUUAUAAUAUUUUAAAAGAAAUAUUGGAAAGAAGUGCUUUUCUCGGGGCCUUUAUAUUAGAGAAGCUGAAACAUACAUGUGAAGAUUCAUGUCUGAAGCAGAUUCUCAUAACGAACGUUUGUUCUUAUUUGAUACAUAUUAAUGCCACUCUUCUACCAUCCAUUAUAUGCACAAAUAAUUUGAAGAAGAAAUGCACUCUAAUUUAUAACUACGUCGUCAACAUACAUAAAAAGUGA